CAACACUGGCCGGAGAUAACACAAGCAUCACGUCAGAGCGCUGUACUAAAGCUCAAAGGGGGAAACUGCAUAUCAUUCUUACGAAGCAAGUCAGACCAGAGUUUCUGCUGCUUUUCAAUCCUGCACAUUAACCGGUACCAACAUGCCUGUCAUCAGAACCCUCAGCAAGGUUGCCAAGCAGGCCCUGCUCAGCACCCCAGGGUGCGGCUGCCAGCCCCUAACAGUGGCUGUACGCAACAUCAGCUUCUCCCCUCGGCAGGUGACUUCAGAUGCCAGCUUCCACUCUGUGUCCUUCUCAGAAACAGACCACCCCAAGGUGCUCAUUACAGGUGGCCUGGGACAGCUCGGGGUGGGGCUCGCCAAAUUGCUUAGAAAGAGGUUUGGAAAGAACAACGUCAUCCUGUCCGACAUCAGGAAACCUCCAAGCAACGUUUUCCACAGCGGCCCCUUCAUCUACUCAGACAUCCUGGACUACAAGAACCUGCGGGAAAUUGUGGUGAACAACCGCAUCACUUGGCUGGUUCAUUACAGCGCCCUCCUCAGUGCUGUUGGAGAGGCCAACGUGGCCCUGGCACGCUCUGUAAACAUCACCGGGCUUCACAACAUCCUGGACAUCGCAGCCGAGCACGGCUUGCGUCUGUUUGUCCCCAGCACCAUUGGUGCCUUUGGUCCCACUUCUCCUCGCAACCCUACGCCAGAUCUGUGUGUGCAGAGACCUCGCACCAUCUAUGGCGUCUCCAAAGUCCAUGCUGAGCUGAUGGGAGAGUACUAUCACCACCGCUAUGGCCUGGACUUCCGCUGUCUCCGCUACCCAGGAAUCAUCUCUGCUGACUCCAUGCCCGGUGGCGGCACAACAGACUAUGCUGUGCAGAUUUUCCACGAUGCAAUCAAAAGUGGCAAAUUUGAGUGCAACUUGAAAUCAGACACACGGCUGCCCAUGAUGUACAUCGACGACUGCCUGCGCGCCACGCUGGAGGUGAUGGAGGCGCCAGUUGACACGCUGACCAUGAGGACCUACAACAUCAACGCCAUGAGCUUCACUCCCGAGGAACUGGCCCAGGAACUCCAGAAACAGAUGCCCGAACUGGAGGUCACAUAUGAUGUUGACCACGUACGGCAGGCCAUUGCUGACAGUUGGCCAAUGAACUUCGAUGACUCCAACGCGCGGAAGGACUGGGGCUGGAAGCACGACUACGACCUCCCAGAACUCGUCCAGACGAUGCUGAACUACUUUGGCGCGGAGACGCGCAUGGCUCGUGCCAACUGAGGAUGUGAAAACAUCACUCUGAGUUUCCUUUGUACAUAAUGUAAAGACUGACCAAAGAGAAUAGAGAAACAUGGCCUGUACAUAGUCGUUCUCUCACUUCUCUCUGUAAAAUCAGAAGGGCUCUGCUUGCCUGGCACACCGAGUCUCCAGAAUGUGAUGGUCGGGCUCGACAAUCCUCCCCGCUCCUGUCUCCUCCCUGCUUCUUUGCUGUUUUCCCUCUUUCUUCUGCUUGGAGAGUUGUGCGAAGAGCAGUCUGUCAGUGGAAGGCUGCAGGCAGUAUCAGGGAAAACAACGUGGCCUGUGAAAACUUGUUUGGAUGGAAACGAAGAUGCAUGUUGAUGAAUUGUGCAAAAUGUGGUAAAAAUCAAUUUAACAGCGUGAGAAUGUUGCGUGUAUUUUUUUCCACCAGUUUUUCUUCAGAGAUCCAGAUCGGGACGGGUUUCGUUUUCUGCUAAAUUUCAAGGGGUUGUCCCGGGGCUAAAAUCAGGUAUUGAGGGGUGUGCAGAUACACAAGUCGUGUCCUUUUGAUGCACUUUACACAGAUUCAUAUCUUAAAUUUACUGACGAGUAAAUGAGUCUAAUCACCUGAUACGGUGCAUCUGUAUUUUUCGAGAAGUGCGGAGCGAUAAUUCUUAAGAAUUGUUUUUUUCUGUUUAUUCCACGUUACUUUAUUUAUUCUGUCUGUUUCAUCGAGUGAAAGCAUUUCUUAACACUUUUGUUUCUGAGCGUUUCUGUCCACUUUUAUGUUAUAUUAUUUUUUUUCAUCAACUCUGUGGGAAUAUUUUGGACACAAAAGGGAAAUGUGGCUCUGCACGCCACAUCUUUGUUUGGCCACAUUUGGUGGUUUCUGUACUUAAACAUUUUGUAUUAGAAAUGUUGCAACUGGUUUUUAUGUGAAAGUCUGUCUAUUCUUUCAAUCACACAACAAG
Molecule: messenger RNA, 2196 nt
Organism: Centropristis striata (black sea bass)
Lineage: Eukaryota; Metazoa; Chordata; Actinopteri; Perciformes; Serranidae
Gene: tdh
Product: L-threonine dehydrogenase
Exons: 9
Coding region: 143-1267 (374 amino acids)
Biological process (GO): L-threonine catabolic process
Molecular function (GO): L-threonine 3-dehydrogenase activity
Source: RefSeq, a predicted model, not a curated record